Molecule: messenger RNA, 7427 nt
Organism: Acipenser ruthenus (sterlet)
Lineage: Eukaryota; Metazoa; Chordata; Actinopteri; Acipenseriformes; Acipenseridae
Product: trichohyalin-like
Exons: 3
Coding region: 4028-7339 (1103 amino acids)
Biological process (GO): regulation of transcription by RNA polymerase II
Source: RefSeq, a predicted model, not a curated record
GUUUGUAACCCUGCUCAAACUCCUGGCUCCUGAUCAUUUCAAUAUUAAUAAUAAUAACAGACUUCAUUGAGGGGAGCUCUGAACCCCAGGACUGGGUGCAGCAGCAGCAGCAGCAGCAGGGCUAGUGUGAGUUUGUAACCCUGCUCAAACUCCUGGCUCCUGAUCAUUUCAAUAUUAAUAAUAAUAACAGACUUCAUUGAGGGGAGCUCUGAACCCCAGGACUGGGUGCAGCAGCAGCAGCAGGGCUGUGCAGGAAUCCAUUCUGAGUCGACCCUGGAGUUAGUCCCCUGUAGAAACUUGUUUUGCAGUUUCCGCCCAGAUUUGAGUGAUGUGAUUGAUUCUGUCAGAAGAACUGGAAAGUCCUGUCUGUCUGUGCCCUGGGGCUCUGCGUUUUUCCCAUAAAUCUUCUUGUUGCAGGCAGCCAAUAGGGUGAUCUGACUGUCCCCUCCCCCUCCUCCAUCUCCUAUUCCUCUUAUCUGUGUUUCAAUGGGAGAAGUUCACAUGUGUAUUUUAUAUUACAAUGCUUCCCUAUGCUUUACCACACCUCUCUGUGCUUUACAAUGCUUCCCUAUGCUUUACCACACCUCUCUGUGCUUUACAAUGCUUCCCUAUGCUUUACCAUGCUGUCACUGUGCUUUACAAUGCUUCCCUAUGCUUUACCAGACCUCUCUGUGCUUUACAAUGCUUCCCUAUGCUUUACCAGACCUCUCUGUGCUUUACAAUGCUUCCCUAUGCUUUACCAGACCUCUCUGUGCUUUACAAUGCUUCCCUAUGCUUUACCAGACCUCUCUGUGCUUUACAAUGCUUCCCUAUGCUUUACCAGACCUCUCUCUGCUUUACAAUGCUUCCCUAUGCUUUACCAGACCUCUCUGUGCUUUACAAUGCUUCCCUAUGCUUUACCACACCUCUCUGUGCUUUACAAUGCUUCCCUAUGCUUUACCACACCUCUCUGUGCCUUAUCUAUAUAUUCCACAACAGCUAUCUGUUGUGAUCUGUAAUUAAAACGUUUUCUGAGUCCCUGAGAUCCAAUGUGAAUGGAGAGAGGCUGCAGUUCUGGGCUGUGUCCAGCAGAUGGCUCCCUUUGACUGCUGUUCUCAGAGCUGUGUCCCUCGAUUGUUCCCUGUCUGUCAAAACAGUCUGUGUCUGUGUGUGUGUCUCUGUGUCUGUGUCUCACUGUGUGUGUGUGUGACUCUGUGUCUGUGUGUGUGUCUCUGUGUCUGUGUCUGUGUGUGUGACUCUGUGUCUGUGUGUGUGUCUCUGUGUCUGUGUCUGUCACUGUGUGUGUGUCUCUGUGUCUGUGUUUGUGUAUCCCUCUGUGGAUGUGUUUUUCUGUUUUGUUUCUCUCUGUUGCACAGCAGUGUGAUCCAUUCCAGGUUUUACUACCAGCUUGAUCAGCCCCAGUGUGUCCAGGUAACAAGCUCAGGUGUGUCUGAUCAUUAAACUCCCAGUGAAACCAGGACUGGAUCACACUGCUGUGCGACAGUUUAUAUCCAGAGCAUUCAUACAUCGUUUAAUGCUGUCUGUCUUUAAAACAAAUAGCGCCUGAUAACUGGCCAGCUUGUUUGAAUUGUAUUGAAAACACGUUUUUAUUAAUUAGCUUGUUAGUCCUGCUCUUAAGAGACUUCUGGUCAUUUUUGGUCUAACGCAAGCUAGGGAACUUACAAUAAUAAUAAUAAUAAUAAUAAUAAUAAUAAUAAUAAUAAUCAUAAUAAUUUUAUUGACCCCUGCGAACAUCAAAGACUCUCAACCCCCCCCCAAAACAGCCCUAAGGCUUCGUUCCUCUUGUGGGAGACGGACACAGCGCAUUACAAUCCACGCUUUCAUUGCUGGGCUCCAGUACACACUGGACACACUGCAGGGCCUUGUGUGCCCCCCCCCCAGCCCCGCCUCACCGGAACACAAACGCAUUGUCUUCAGAACCCUGCCCCCGUGGUUCUGCUCCCGGAACAUUCUAAUCCCAGCCUGCCUCUGCGCGCGUGUGUGUGUGUGUGUGUGUGUGUGUGCGUGUGAUUACUGAACAGGCUGUGCAAACUACUCUGACCUGUUAUUAACCUGUAGUGUGUGAGAGAGAGAGAGAUAGAGAUGAGAGAGAGAGAGAUAGAGAUGAGAGAGAGAGAGAGAUAGAGAGAGAGAGAGAGAGAGAGAGAGAGGGAGAGAUAGAGAUGAGAGAGAGAGAGAUAGAGAUAGAGAUGAGAGAGAGUGUGUGUGUUGCUGUGUGUUUCUCUGUGUGUGUGUGUGUGAGAGAGGGAGUGUGUGUGUGUGCGUCUGUGUGUGUGUGUGAGAGAGGGAGUGUGUGUGUGUGCGUCUGUGUGUUUUUAUGUGUGUGUGUUUCUGUGUGUGUGUGUGUGUGUGAGAGAGAGUGAGGGAGUGUGUGUCUGCGUUUGUGUGUAUGUUUGUGUCUGUCUGUGUGUGUGUGUGUGUGUGUGUGUGUGAGAGAGGUAGUGUGUGUGUGUGAGUCGCUGUGUGUGUGUGUGUGAGAGAGGUAGUGUGUGUGUGUGUGCGUCUGUGUGUUUUUAUGUGUGUAUGUUUGUGCGUCUGUAUGUUUUUAUGUGUGUAUGUUUGUGUGUGUGUGUGUGUUUUACUGAAGUUUAUUUUUGUAAUAACGUCUUUGUUUAUUAUAACAAAAAAUCUUGGUAUGUUGGUGCCGGCCAAUCAGAACCCUCUGUCUGGUUCAGCGCAGCUCGUGUGUGGGAGGAAAUAGAAUGUCGGUGCCGGCCAAUCGGAAACCCUCUGUCUGGUUCAGCGCAGCUUGUGGGAGGGGAUAGAAUGUUGGCAUCAGCCUAUAGGGAGGGCACGGUGUGGGCAGAGUGGCUCUUAUAGAGAGACCCAUUCCCAGAACAAGAAACGAAACUAAACUGAGCAGCCAGAUCCAAUGGGGGAGCAAAGGGCAGUCCAGAACCGUUCCUGAGGCUGGGAUUGCAACGGGACUCCGGUCAGGAGGGGAGCGCUGACGGGCAGGGGCUCCGACCUGCAGCAUUUUCAACACUCAAGAGUUUCCUUGUUUUCACUUCGAAAAGGACCGUUUUUUCAUUUUUCUUCUAAUUAUUAUUAUUAUUAUUAUUAUUAUUAUUAUUAUUAUUAUUAAUAUUUUUUUUUUCUUCAAGAUUUUCAGGAACUCAUUCUGAAGGGGUCGACUUGACAAAAGUCCUUUUAAAAAAAAAAAAAAACAAACAAUACAGAAUUUUUAAGUUGAUGGAAAUGUUAAAAUAAAUCCUUCUCGGAGGCUUUUGCUGUCCGGCUGAACAGCACGUCUCUGUACACGUUUUUAAUAAAGCUUGACUCGUUUGUAUGCCGUUGCUGUAUUUUUACAGAGCAGUUGAGUUUGUUAUUAGUUAUCGGUCAGGGCUGGCUUUGUGUGCCAGUGUAGUAUCUCCGAACAGGACAGCUGUUUCGUUUUUCUUUUUGUACGUCAGAAAAGGUUUUUCAAGGGCAGGUGUUGGUAAACGACUCAUAUUUGAAGGGUAAAAAAAAAACCAACAAUUUUAGCAGCAUUUAAAACUCAUUAUAAGGGGAGAGAAAAGAGAGAAUGUGACCUGGGAGGGAGGGAGAAAACCGGAUCGGAGCGGUUUUUAUCGUCAGAAAUGAACUUUUUUUUACUUUAAAAGUCCGUUGAGUGCUGCGGGGGUUUGAAAGAGGGAAUGAAAAAUAAAGGAUAGGAGGAGAGAAAGUGACAGAAACUAGGAGACGGAUAAAGACUAGACACUCCCCCUCGUGUGUACGUUUUAUUCAGCAGUAUAAGAAUUUAUGAAUGAUAAUAAUUAUCAAUAAUAAAUAAUAACACAUAACAGUAGUCAGAUAUUUAUAAUCUAAAAGAUUCGCUUCUCAGACUUAUAACUGGCGUAUAAUUGAAUAUAUUUUUCAUUUGUGUAUUGAAAACUAUCCUGGAGAGUUACAAAAACACAUUCUCAUUAAUUCAGCAAUAUCAAAAUUUAUAAUAAUAAUAAUAAUAAUAAUAAUAAUAAGAGGAAGAAUUUGUUUUUUUUUAUAUAUAUAAAAUCUGAAAGAUUUCAGCGGUUUCUCUGCAGCGAUGUCACUGAGCGUCAAAACCAUGGUGUCCUGCUUCGAGACGCUUCUUGAACCCCAGUCCUGCGGCUGCUGCCUGUCCAGCACCCCUGGCUCCGCCCACCAGCCAGCCUCGGGCUCCCCGAAAAGAGGGGCCUCCCCCGGACGCCUCAAGAGGAUCGACCCCCAAACCAGAGGCAGGAGCUUCUGCUGGGGAGCAAUCGAGACUGGAAACGAAGGCUGCAAAAAAAGAGAGGAGAGUACUGAUCACAAGAAGAGAGAGGAGAGUACUGAUCACAAGAAGAGAGAGGAGAGUACUGAUCACAAGAAGAGAGAGGAGAGUACUGAUCAGAAGAGAGAGGAGAGUACUGAUCAGAAGAGAGAGGAGAGUACUGAUCACAAGAAGAGAGAGGAGAGUACUGAUCACAAGAAGAGAGAGGAGAGUACUGAUCACAAGAAGAGAGAGGAGAGUAUUGAUCAGAAGAGAGAGGAGAGUACUGAUCAGAAGAGAGAGGAGAGUAUUGAUCAGAAGAGAGAGGAGAGUACUGAUCACAAGAAGAGAGAGGAGAGUACUGAUCACAAGAAGAGAGAGGAGAGUACUGAUCAGAAGAGAGAGGAGAGUAUUGAUCACAAGAAGAGAGAGGAGAGUACUGAUCACAAGAAGAGAGAGGAGAGUAUUGAUCAGAAGAGAGAGGAGAGUACUGAUCACAAGAAGAGAGAGGAGAGUACUGAUCACAAGAAGAGAGAGGAGAGUACUGAUCACAAGAAGAGAGAGGAGAGUACUGAUCAGAAGAGAGAGGAGAGUAUUGAUCAGAAGAGAGAGGAGAGUACUGAUCACAAGAAGAGAGAGGAGAGUACUGAUCACAAGAAGAGAGAGGAGAGUAUUGAUCACAAGAAGAGAGAGGAGAGUAUUGAUCACAAGAAGAGAGAGGAGAGUAUUGAUCACAAGAAGAGAGAGGAGAGUACUGAUCACAAGAAGAGAGAGGAGAGUACUGAUCACAAGAAGAGAGAGGAGAGUAUUGAUCACAAGAAGAGAGAGGAGAGUACUGAUCACAAGAAGAGAGAGGAGAGUACUGAUCACAAGAAGAGAGAGGAGAGUACUGAUCACAAGAAGAGAGAGGAGAGUACUGAUCACAAGAAGAGAGAGGAGAGUAUUGAUCACAAGAAGAGAGAGGAGAGUAUUGAUCACAAGAAGAGAGAGGAGAGUACUGAUCACAAGAAGAGAGAGGAGAGUACUGAUCAGAAGAAGAGAGAGGAGAGUAUUGAUCGCAAGAAGAGAGAGGAGAGUAUUGAUCACAAGAAGAGAGAGGAGAGUAUUGAUCAGAAGAAGAGAGAGGAGAGUAUUGAUCGCAAGAAGAGAGAGGAGAGUACUGAUCAGAAGAAGAGAGAGGAGAGUAUUGAUCACAAGAAGAGAGAGGAGAGUAUUGAUCAGAAGAGAGAGGAGAGUAUUGAUCACAAGAAGAGAGAGGAGAGUAUUGACCACAAGAAGAGAGAGGAGAGUAUUGAUCAGAAGAAGAGAGAGGAGAGUAUUGAUCAGAAGAAGAGAGAGGAGAGUAUUGAUCAGAAGAAGAGAGAGGAGAGUAUUGAUCAGAAGAAGAGAGAGGAGAGUAUUGAUCACAAGAAGAGAGAGGAGAGUACUGAUCAGAAGAGAGAGGAGAGUAUUGAUCACAAGAAGAGAGAGGAGAGUAUUGAUCGCAAGAAGAGAGAGGAGAGUACUGAUCACAAGAAGAGAGAGGAGAGUAUUGAUCACAAGAAGAGAGAGGAGAGUACUGAUCACAAGAAGAGAGAGGAGAGUAUUGAUCACAAGAAGAGAGAGGAGAGUACUGAUCACAAGAAGAGAGAGGAGAGUACUGAUCACAAGAAGAGAGAGGAGAGUAUUGAUCACAAGAAGAGAGAGGAGAGUACUGAUCACAAGAAGAGAGAGGAGAGUAUUGAUCACAAGCAGCCAGGACAAGACCAGGAGCGAAGCAACAAGAAAAGAGAGGCUCGUGGUGUCGACGGGGUGCAAGCAGGGGCCCCCGAAACAGAGGCGAAGAUGGACAGGUUCCUGCGCCUCCGCACACCCCCCGCCACCCCCGGCGGGAUCCUCAAACACGGGGGCACAACGAUGGCAUUCAGCAGGAACAUCGAUACAACCAUCCUGUCCCUUCUGCUCUUCUUCCAGGGUGGUUCUGGUAGCAGCAUGGUUGCCAUUGACAACAAGAUCGAACAAGCCAUGGACCUUGUGAAGAGCCACCUGAUGUUCGCGGUUCGCGAGGAGGUCGAGGUUCUGAAGGAGCAGAUCAAGGAGCUGGCAGAGAGGAACUCUGUCCUGGAGAGAGAGAACAGCCUGCUGAGAGCCAUCGCCUCCCCAGAGCAGCUGAACCAACUGCAGGGAGAGAGAGGAUCCACCAUCGCCUCCCCAGAGCAGCUGAACCAACUGCAGGGAGAGAGAGGAUCCACCAUCGCCUCCUCAGAGCAGCUGAACCAACUGCGAGGAGAGAGAGGAUCCACCAUCGCCUCCCCAGAGCAGCUGAACCAACUGCAGGGAGAGAGAGGAUCCACCAUCGCCUCCCCAGAGCAGCUGAACCAACUGCAGGGAGAGAGAGGAUCCACCAUCGCCUCCCCAGAGCAGCUGAACCAACUGCGGGGAGAGAGAGGAUCCACCAUCGCCUCCCCAGAGCAGCUGAACCAACUGCGGGGAGAGAGAGGAUCCACCAUCGCCUCCCCAGAGCAGCUGAACCAACUGCAGGGAGAGAGAGGAUCCACCAUCGCCUCCCCAGAGCAGCUGAACCAACUGCAGGGAGAGAGAGGAUCCACCAUCGCCUCCCCAGAGCAGCUGAACCAACUGCAGGGAGAGAGAGGAUCCACCAUCGCCUCCCCAGAGCAGCUGAACCAACUGCGGGGAGAGAGAGGAUCCACCAUCGCCUCCCCAGAGCAGCUGAACCAACUGCGGGGAGAGAGAGGAUCCACCAUCGCCUCCCCAGAGCAGCUGAACCAACUGCGGGGAGAGAGAGGAUCCACCAUCGCCUCCCCAGAGCAGCUGAACCAACUGCGGGGAGAGAGAGGAUCCACCAUCGCCUCCUCAGAGCAGCUGAACCAACUGCGGGGAGAGAGAGGAUCCACCAUCGCCUCCCCAGAGCAGCUGAACCAACUGCAGGGAGAGAGAGGAUCCACCAUCGCCUCCCCAGAGCAGCUGAACCAACUGCAGGGAGAGAGGGGGGCCGAGACCCCUAGAGACAGCCCCAAGAGUAACGGGAACACGACCAGUAAUAAUAAUAAUAAUAAUAAUAACAAUAAUAAUAAUCAUAACAUUGACAGUAGCAGCAGCAGCAGCAGCACGGCACCCUUGGUUUGAGACAGACCUCACUACCUUCCUCCCCCCCACCCACCCAAAAUCUACCAACCCUUCCCUUCCUCCCCCCACACACGCACUCCCCCCCCCC